AUGGCACCAUCUCCACCCAAGCGCCCUCGUAGAAAGUGCCGGGCGCCCAAAGGGAACUUGCCGGGGCGUCUCAGGAAGAGCAGAGAGCCCACAGCCGCCUCGGUACCUUCAGAGAGCAGAGGCGGCGGCGGCGGCGGGCGGCAGCGGCAGCGGCGGCGACAAGUCACUGGGGCACGCGGCCGUCGCCCCCGGCCCAGGGGAAAUGCAGACGGCCCCCCAGGGAGCUCCAGCCCGUGCCCCCCCGCCCUGGCACGCUCUGCUGGGAAAGGCCAGGCCGCCGGGGCCAGCGCCCGGGAUCCAGGCUUGGAGGGUGCGGCAGCACCCUCCGGGGCCCCUAACACCAGGCGGCCUUCCUCCGUGCGUCGGGCCAGCAGGAAGAGGAAGCGGCAGGCAGCAGAGGGCGGGGAAGCGCGGCGAGACCCUCCAAGCUCGCUCGCCUCCAAGGCUGGCAGCGCCCCCGGCGCCGGAGAGCAGGGCGUGGGCCGGGGAGCGGGCCGGCCGGCCGGCAGGGCUCUGCCGCCCGAGCCGUGUGCCAUUGAAAGAGGGACGAUGGUCUGGUUCAAGUUUCAAAACCACCCGUUCUGGCCAGCCGUGGUGAAGAGCGUCAGCCCGGCAGAGCAGACCGCCAGGGUGCUUUUGAUCGAGGCCGACAUGCCCCGGGAGAGCAGCGGCAUCCGCGUCCCUCUGCGGAGGCUGAAGCACCUGGACUGUGCAGGGCGAGAGAAGCUGCUGGAGCGAGCCCGGAAGGUGUACGGGCAGGGCGUGAACUGGUGCUUCUUGAUCUGCCACUACCGAGACGGGCUGGGCCGCGGCUCCUUUGCGGGCUCCUUCCUGGACUACUUCGCCGCCGACUGCAGCUACCCGCUGAGGAGAGCCAUCCAGGAGGGCCCCCUGCGCGUGGACUUCCCGAAGGUGAACUACGCCGACCUGGAGGAUUCCGAGGACGAGGCCGCCCUGGGCGGGAGGAAGAUCCUCCCGGACCGCAUGCGGGCUGCCCGCGACCGAGCCAACCAGAAGCUGGUGGACUUCAUCGUGAGGAGGAAGGGGGCCGACCCCCAUCUCCUGGACAUCGUCAAAGGCAGGAAACGCUCCAGGUGGCUGGCAUCGUUUCUCAGGUCGGGCAGGUACGUGAUCUGCGUGGAGACCUACCUGGAGGACGACGAUCAGCUGGACGUCGUGGUGAGACACCUGCAAGACAUCUACCGGGAGAUAGACAGGAACGUGCUGGCUCUGACCCGGGACGACAAGGUGAGCUUCGUCCUGGAGGUCCUUCUGCCCGAAGCAAUCAUCUGCUCCAUCGCCGCCCUGGACGGACUGGACUACAAGCAGGCGGAGCAAAAGUACCUGCAGGGGCCCCCCGUGCGUUGGGAGAAGGAGCUCUUUGACCGCAAGGUCCUGAGGGAGCUCAGCAAGAGGUCCGCCAGGAGGCUCAGGGCUAAAUGA
Messenger RNA from Phacochoerus africanus (Common warthog), 1443 nucleotides. Its product is annotated as PWWP domain-containing DNA repair factor 3B-like. NCBI's taxonomy places the organism in Eukaryota, Metazoa, Chordata, Mammalia, Artiodactyla, Suidae. The record is from RefSeq and is a predicted model, not a curated record.